AUGACAUUUUUAAAUCGCAAUUUAUACAAUAUAUGCAAUUACAAUGCAAUAAAUUAUAGUAAAAACACACUAUUAUCACAAAUAAAACCAUGUCAUUACAUGUCUAGCAAACCAGACACUACUGACCUUGGGCCGCCACCUAGCAAACCUAAACGAUAUUUUGAUCUUAAAAGAUUCAGAGACUACAUAAGCAAGGCUAAGAAGGCUAAAAUUGAGGCUGAAAAAUUAUUUAUCGCCAGGGCCAAUGCCUUGCCACCUCCAGAAGGGUGGACAAUCUCGGACUUUUUGAUUAAAAUGGACAUAGGGGAAAAUGUAGAGGAGAUUGCUGCGUCAUUUAAUUCCUGGAAUGAAUUCAUCACUGCUACCCCUGAAGAAUUAUAUGUACUUGAAUCUUUAACUAACACGCAAAAACGCAAAUUGCUCAAGUAUAUAACGUUAUAUAAUCACGGCCUAUGGCCUGAUUAUGGAUAUCAAUCCUUUAUCAAAAAAUUUCAGUCAAAACCCCUAGCCAAUGAGGGUAAACCUUGGUCUAUUGAAGAUGAUAAUAAAUUGUUAGAACUAUGUGAUUAUUAUGACGUAAAUUUCGGAGAUCCAUGGAUUUAUAUUUCUUGGGAUUUGCAAAGGCAAAUGGAUGAGACACGUGAUAGGUAUUAUGAAUUGGUCUUAUUACGACAGCUUCAAGCAAAAAAUUGCGAAAUAUGCAUCACAAAAGCUAGCAAACCAUUAUACAUGUCAAGGUAUUUCAAAUUACUCCCUCCUACCUUAUACAUCAUACCAUCGUGUACCAAUUAUAAUUUGUCAUCUGCAACUAAUGCCUUGGAUAACAUGCCUCCAUAUUUAUCGCAACUAUUAUCAGAUACUAAAGAUAAUAAUUGA
Messenger RNA from Babesia microti strain RI, 876 nucleotides. RefSeq names its product conserved Plasmodium protein, unknown function. The record is from RefSeq and is a predicted model, not a curated record. The transcript has 6 exons. The coding region runs from base 1 to 876 and encodes 291 amino acids. NCBI's taxonomy places the organism in Eukaryota, Apicomplexa, Aconoidasida, Piroplasmida, Babesiidae.